CUGUCACCGGCGGGCCCAGGGCGGGGAGACCCGGGGGAGGGGGCCGGAGGAGUGAAAGGAGGGCGACCAACCAAGGACUGGGGGAAGGGUAGGGCGAGCCCGGCUGAGCCAGAAGCGAGGCCGGCCGAGCCCAGCCAGCAGAUCGCGGGCCCAGGGCUCGCGGCAGGGCCGGGACGCAGAGAAGGGGGCUCGGGCCCCAGCCCCGGCCCGGACAUGGGGUCAGCGAACCCCGCGGCCCGUGGGCCCGGACGCCGCCUCGGUUCGCUGCCGUCGCUGCCGCUUUUGCUGCUGCUGCUGCUGCUCCCAGCGCCCGGGAGCUCGUCCAGGGGGACGCCUAGCCCCGGGGAGAUCGCGGGGGUCCCCCAAGUGGCAGGGCUCUGCGGGCGGCUGACCCUGCACAGAGACCUGCGCACAGGCCGCUGGGAGCCUGACCCCCAGCACUCGCGCCGCUGCCUCCGAGACCCGCAGCACGUGCUGGCUUAUUGCAGACAGGUGUACCCCGACCUCCAGAUCGGCCGCGUGGAGGAAGCCUCACGUCCCAUCCCCAUGGAGCGCUGGUGCGGGGGUGCCCGCGGGAGCAGAUGCCCCCACCACGUGGUGAUCCCCUAUCACUGCCUGCCCGGUGAGUUUGUGAGCGAGGCCCUCCUGGUUCCUGAGGGGUGCAAGUUCCUGCACCAGGAGAGGAUGGAUGAGUGUGAGGGCUCAGCCUACAGGCACCAUCAGGCUCAAGAGGCUUGCCACUCAGAGGGCCUGGUUCUUCACGGCUCGGGGAUGCUCCUCCCAUGUGGAACGGACCGAUUUCGGGGUGUGGAGUAUGUCUGCUGCCCCGCUCCAGGCACCUCCACGCCUCCGCGGACCCCCCACAGUGACGCUCCUACCCAGCCACAGUCCCCAGCGGGAGAGGAGGAAGAGGAGGAAGAAGAGGAGUCCUUUCCCCAGACGGUGGAUGACUAUUUUGUGGAGCCCCCCGGGGAGGAUGAAGAAGAUGGGGAGGGAGAAGCCAGGAGGCUCCAGCACCCCAGCACCCAACCCCCUUCCAGGGCCAGCAAAGGUGAGACCUGCCCCCAGAGUCUGGGCCCCCCGGGUGCCCGGAGCCUGAGUCAGGCUGGCCAGAAGCCCUGGCUCUUCCCUGAGGCUGGCACCAAGCAGCCCUCGGGAGGAAGGCGAGGAGGCUCCAGCUGGGCCGCCCACAAAAGCCUCUAUGUUCUGGGGUCCAGACUCCCAGAGGGAGGCUCUAGUUCUCGGCGGCCCCGGGGCCCGGCCAGCCCCACCGGCGGUGUGGGCGGACGGGAUCCAGGGAGAGGGCCCCCUGAAGGUCUGGCCCAAAGAGACCUCCUCGAGUCCCUAAGGGAGGGUCCUUGGGGAGAAGGGGGCAAGGGGGGGCAAGGGGGGACUGAUUGGACUCCCCGUGGCGGUCAUGGGAAUGGGCGGGGCCGAAAUCCCAGGAACCUCCCUAAAGACGACCGGCAAGCUCUGAACGAGCACUUCCAGUCCAUCCUGCAGACGUUGGAGGAGCAGGUCUCUGGGGAGCGGCAGCGGCUGGUGGAGACCCACGCUGCCCGCGUCAUUGCCCUCAUCAACGACCAGCGCCGGGCGGCCCUGGAAGGCUUCCUGGCAGCUCUUCAGGGGGACGAGCCCCAGGCAGAGCAGUGCUCCAGGUUGAAAGGUACCUGGGGGGAGAGAAAGAAAAAGACAACCAUCCGCCACUACCGAUGUGGCGCGGGUGGAGAAAGCAGGCAGAUGGCUUCCGGGGAGCCCCGGGCUGAGCAUUGGGUUGGAGGGCCGCCCCAGGGAGCAGAGGAGGAGGGGUGCCCCGCCCGCCACGGAAGAAGACAUGGGAGAAAAUGGCUUAAAGGCUUCACUGAAGGGGAUGGAGCUGAGCGACUUCCGGAGCACAAGGUGAACAUCUCCAUCCCCCGCGGCCUCCCGUUCCGCUCUCCCGACAUCCAGAGGGACGAGCUGGAGCCCGGGAUGGGGGCGGGGACAGGGGGGCCCCGGGCCGUGGCCGGCUCCGGGCCCCGUGGCCGGGCGGCCGCUGGUCCUGUCCCUUUGGCCGGGGGGGCCGGGGCCACGCCACGGGUUGUGGAGGUGGACCCAAUGCUGAGCCUGGAGGAGCAGCAGCUCCGAGAGCUGCAGAGACACGGGUAUGAGAACCCGACCUACCGGUUCCUGGAGGAGCGACCCUGAGCCCCAACCCCUGAGCCCCAAACCCUAACCCUGAGGGAUCCCAAGCCCCCAACUUCUGACCUUGAAGGAUCCCCAAGCCCCCAAUUCCUGUUUUGGGGGGACCCUUAACCCCCAACCUCCAACCCCAGGGGCCCUGAAACUCCUGCUCUCUGACCUUAGAGGCCCCUAAGCCCAUGGCUACCCAAGCUCCUCCCCUAAUUUAUUUUCUAAGUUAAUUGGGUGCAGAAAAACUGCCCCCUCUACCCAGGGCCCCCCCCCCCACCUUGUGACCCAGUGAAACUAAUGUCUCAAUAAACCUUCCCUAUCCAAUA
Messenger RNA from Sarcophilus harrisii (Tasmanian devil), 2498 nucleotides. It is a transcript of the gene APLP1, whose product is annotated as amyloid beta precursor like protein 1. Gene Ontology annotation, cellular component: Golgi apparatus; plasma membrane. Lineage: Eukaryota; Metazoa; Chordata; Mammalia; Dasyuromorphia; Dasyuridae. The record is from RefSeq and is a predicted model, not a curated record. The coding region runs from base 214 to 2187 and encodes 657 amino acids. Gene Ontology annotation, biological process: central nervous system development; axonogenesis. Gene Ontology annotation, molecular function: alpha-2B adrenergic receptor binding; heparin binding; alpha-2A adrenergic receptor binding. The transcript has 16 exons.